Messenger RNA from Microstroma glucosiphilum, 273 nucleotides. RefSeq lists its product as hypothetical. The transcript has a single exon. The record is from RefSeq and is a predicted model, not a curated record. Lineage: Eukaryota; Fungi; Basidiomycota; Exobasidiomycetes; Microstromatales; Microstromataceae. The annotation marks the transcript as partial.
GUCCAGCAGAUCGUCUAUCCUAGGGAGAGGAUAACGGUUCUUGAUAGUCUGCUUGUUGAGCGCUCUGUAGUCAAUGCAGAGCCUCAGCUUACCAUCCUUCUUUGGUACAAAGAGGACUGGCGAUCCAUAGGGAGAACAGGAGGGCUGAAUCCGUCCUGCUUCCACUUCUUCUUGAAGGUAUGUCCUGAGCGUGUCGAGCUCAUUCUGGGACAGUCGGUAGAUAGGUCCAUUCACUGGAAGGGCACCUUCUUUUUCAUCAAUGCGAUGUUGUAG